Molecule: messenger RNA, 1420 nt
Organism: Meloidogyne enterolobii
Lineage: Eukaryota; Metazoa; Nematoda; Chromadorea; Rhabditida; Meloidogynidae
Source: the annotation of a GenBank genome assembly
GUGGGGGCCUAAGCGAUAUCCUUUAAUUCUUAUAAUGAGGCUUAUAAUGAGGUCUGAAUGAUGUAAAUUUUUUGUGGGAUCUAGGCAUUCUCUAGGGUUCUGGGAGUGUUGACGUCUAGGGGAUGAUCUUUUGAGUGGUGAUCUUCUGGGAGUGACUAUUUCUUGAACGUUUGUCUUUUUGGUGUGAUGGUCUUUUUGGGUGUGUUGAUUUUCUGGGGGAGGGGGGGGGGGGGUUGAUCUUCUGAAAAUGAUGAUCUCCUGGGUGUGAUUCUGGGAGUGUUGAUCGUCUAGGGGAUAGUCUUUUGAGUGGUGAUCUUCUGGGAGUGACAGUUUCUUGGGCGUUGGUCUUUUUGUACUGUUGAUCUUUUGGGUGUGUUGAUUUUCUGGGGGGAGGGGGGGGUUGAUCUUCCGAAAAUGAUGAUCUCCUGGGUGUGAUUCUGGGAGUGACUAUUUCUUGAACGUUUGUCUUUUUGGUGUGAUGUUGCAAACCAAAUUGCGUAUAAGGAAUGAAUUGGGCAGAGCUCUACUUGGAGAAUUUUUGGGAACUUUUGUUUUGGUUUUAACUAUAGCUUGUGUCUGUGCACAGGCAAUAAUACCUAAGCCUGCACUUAAUCAGACUAUUGGAGUUAAUUUGGGUGUUGGGUUGGGUAUUGCUUUUGGGGUGGCUGUUUGUGCUAAAAUAUCUGGUGGACAUAUAAACCCAGCAGUUUCAUUAAUGUUUUUAAGCUUCAAACAAUUGGCACCAAUCCGUUUUGCUUUGUAUUCGUUAGUUCAAUUAUUAGGAGCUUUCUUUGGGGCGGCUGUUGCUUAUUUGGUUUAUUGUGACGCCAUCAAUAAAUUCGAUGGAGGUACCAGACAAGUUUACGGAACCAAAGCAACCGCCCACAUAUUCGCCUCGUAUUCCUCCCCCCAUUUGGGGGUGUUUAAUGGAUUUAUUGACCAAGUUGUUGCUACGGCUGUUUUUUGUCUUUUAAUUGCCCACAUUACGGACAAGCGAAAUCACUACCCAACUUGGGUUCAACCUUUUUUGGUUGGGACAUCUUUUGUUUUGGUUGGGACGUCUUUUGCUUACAAUGCUGGUUAUCCGUGCAAUCCAGCACGUGAUUUUGGACCUCGCCUAUUUACUUUAAUUGUUGGAUAUGGGUGGGAAGUGUUUUCCUAUAAUAAUUAUGGUUGGUUUUGGAUUCCAAUUAUUGCCCCAUUUAUUGGCGCUCUCCUAGGUAGAGUUUUCAAAAAAAAUUUUCUUCUAAAAAAAUUUAAAGGCGCCUGGAUUUAUCAAUUUUUUAUUGGAAUUCAUGUCCCAGCAGACGAACAAUAUGAAAUUGUUACAACAACAAUAACUACUUCACAACAUCAACGAGAAAUGCAGCCGUUAGCGCCUACAAAAGAAUCUACUCCACAUAAUGAGGCACAACCAUAA